CAGUGACAGGGUUAAUCAUACCCAUAUGGUGUACCAAGAGGUUUGGUCCAAUGCUGCUGUGGGCCAACAGGAGAGGGAAGGCUGGGUGGGGGCAGAACAGAAGGGAGAGGACAGCAGGGCAGACACUCUCCCAACACCUGCACCUGGUCACUUGAUUCACACUCCAACAACUCCCCUUUAAAGGAUCAAUGGAGCGACCUCUCCUUCACAUCACCGUGAUGGUUGCAGCCAUCCAGGCUUAAACUUUUUUUGGAAAGAGAGGACCAAGGGAUCAGCUGGGGAAUUUGCAAACCUAUCGGAUUGUUUUAUGCCUGCGCAGCGCUGCUGACAGAAGAUUUUCCAAUCCGGCUCCGAGUGCUCCAAACAGGGGGAAUGCAGCGGUAACAUCCCGCAAGUUUUUGGAUCUCAGAGGCGUCACCGACAAAAGCCAGAAAGCAAAAAAUAAAGAUUUAGAUCUCUGCGGGCUACCUGCAUGACUGUUACCAUGACAGCAUCUGGAGCCCAACUCCUCCUGUUGGCCUUAUGUGUUUACAGAGGCUCGGGCCUGCAGCAGUCUGCUCCGCGGGUUCGCCUCUCCUUCAAAGAGCUGAUGGACACCAGGGCAGCGCGACCCUUCAGUUUCUCCUUCAACACCAGCGACUACCGCAUCCUCCUGAUGGAUCAGGACCAGGGCCGCCUGUACCUGGGCAGCCGGGAGUACCUGGUGGCUCUGGACAUGCACAACGUCAACAAGGAGCCUCUCAUAAUCCACUGGCCAGCGUCUGCUAAGAGAAAGGGAGAAUGUCAGAUGACAGGAAAGGGAAGACAGGGUGAAUGUGCCAACUUUGUGCGUCUGAUAGAGCCGUGGAACCGCACCCACCUCUACACCUGUGGAACGGGGGCGUACCAGCCUAUCUGCACAUUCAUCAACAGAGGCUGGAGGGCAGAGGACUACCUGUUUAGGCUGGUCCCUGGGUAUGUGGAUUCAGGGAAGGGAAAAUGUUCCUAUGAUCCCAAACAGGAGAGCAUUGCGGUUCUGAUCAAUGGUAACCUGUAUGCAGGGGUCCAUAUCGACUUCAUGAGUACAGAUGCUGCUCUGUUUAGAACCAUGGGAGGGAGAACAGCAAUCAGGACAGAGCAGUAUGACUCCAGGUGGCUCAACGAGCCCGUGUUUGUUCAGAUCCAGCAGAUCCCUGACAGUGCAGAAAGAAACGACGACAAGCUUUACUUCUUUUUCCGCGAGAAGAGUCUAGACUCAAGCGGUGGGGCGAGCCCCAGCGUCUUAGCCAGGGUGGGAAGAGUGUGUCUGAAUGAUGAAGGAGGCCAGAAGUCCCUGGUGAACCGCUGGACGACGUUCCUGAAGGCUCGCCUUAUCUGUUCAGUGAUAGGAGAUGAUGGAGUGGAAACACGAUUUGAUGAACUACGGGAUGUGUUUAUCCAGCCCACACAGGAUGAACGAAACCCUACCGUGUAUGCUCUCUUCACUACAGCAGGCUCUGUGUUCAAAGGCUCAGCGGUCUGCGUGUACUCCAUGGCUGAUAUCCGCAAUGUCUUCAAUGGACCAUUUGCCCACAAACAUGGCCAUAAUUACCAAUGGACAGAGUAUACUGGCAAGAUUCCCUACCCACGGCCUGGGACAUGUCCAGGAGGAACCUUCACUCCUGGUAUCCGUUCCUCCAAGAACUUUUCAGAUGAGGCUGUGAAUUUCAUCCGAGCCCAUCCCCUCAUGAUCCAUCCAGUUUAUCCAAUCCACCGCCGCCCCCUGGUGGUGAGAACUGGGGUGGACUACCGCUUCACUGCCCUGGUAGUGGAUCAGGUGGAUGCUGUGGAUGGACGCUAUGAGGUGCUCUUCCUGGGGACAGAUCGAGGCACCGUCCAAAAAGUUAUAGUGUUGCCGAAGGACCCAACUAGCAUGGAGGAACUGACACUAGAGGAAGUGGAGGUUUUCCGGUCCAGAGCUCCAGUCAAAACUAUGAAGAUAUCCUCCAAAAGACAACAGCUGUACGUGUCAUCAGACGCGGGGCUGACCCAGGUGUCACUGCACCGCUGCGGCGUGUACGGCCGGGCCUGCUCUGAUUGCUGUCUGGCUCGAGACCCCUACUGUGCCUGGGAUGGAGAGAGCUGCUCUGCCUUCACCCCAUCCACCAAGAGGAGGAGCAGAAGACAGGAUGUUAAACACGGCGACCCACUGAGGCAGUGCAGGGGCUUCAAUGCCAAAGUGGAGAAACGUCUGAGAGAAACGGUGCAGUUUGGGGUGGAGGGGAGCAGUACAUUCCUGGAGUGUCAGCCUCGCUCUCCCCAGGCUACUGUCAAGUGGCUGUUCCAGAGGGAAGGAAAGAGGAAAGUGACUCCUGCGGUUUCAUUCCCUUCUCUGCAGCUCAACCGUGUGGCAGGUGUUCUGAAGACCAACCAUGGCAUCCUCCUGAAGUCCCUCAACCAGUCAGACGCGGGGCUCUACCACUGCCUCGCCACUGAGAACAACUUUAAACACACAGUGGCCCGCGUGGCACUGCGCAUCCUGGAUCGAGACAUCGUUUUAGCUCUCACCGCUCAGGAUGAGGAUGAAGAGCCAAAAACUCGCCAAGCGGGACCUUACCCGGAGUCGUCCCUUGUCUCCACGCCCUUCCCGCCCGAGAUUAGACUGAUUAACCAGUACUGCCAGUCCUACUGGGAACAACUCAGCCCCAAACAACAGCAGCAGCACAAACGCACCAGCCGCAGGCACACAGAGGGCCAGGACCAAGGCCUCGGUUAG
Molecule: messenger RNA, 2734 nt
Organism: Epinephelus lanceolatus (giant grouper)
Lineage: Eukaryota; Metazoa; Chordata; Actinopteri; Perciformes; Serranidae
Product: semaphorin-3F-like
Biological process (GO): axon guidance; neural crest cell migration; negative chemotaxis
Cellular component (GO): plasma membrane
Molecular function (GO): chemorepellent activity; semaphorin receptor binding
Source: RefSeq, a predicted model, not a curated record